AGACGGUCGGCGAUCACUCACGUCCCUCCUACAUGCUGAUAACACGACACUGUUGACAAGGUGUAACGACUGUGAUCCUACUGCACGAGGCAGUCACUUCACCAUGUCACGAUUUUCACUAGUAGUCUUCGCUAUUAUAGGAGUUGUUCAUACUCAACAAGUCUAUCAGAAUCCGAAAAACUCUGGCUACAAUGGCGAGGUUCAAAAGCAUGUCGACGAAGGAAAAUAUCACAUUGAAGAGGCAGCUAAGGAGCUAUACGACAAAAUUAUUAAAAUGGAUAAUCGCAGGAUGAAUUCUAUGGGAAAUCACAUGGGAAGAGGAGGAUCUGCUCAAAGAGACAAAUUGAAGGAAAUGAUGGCUCAGUCUCGACCUUAUUUGGACGAAACCAAUGCAAACAUGAGAAGCGAACAGGAAUUAAAUGAGUUGGAAGGAGCUUUGACUGAAGCGCAGAGUCAAUUGUCUCAAGAAUCUGGCAGUGUAAAGAGAUACAAUGCGGAGGCCGAAAUAGCUAGAAUCCGUGACGAGAUCAAUCGAGUUCGAUAUGGACUAAAAGAACGUCUCCAAAAUAUUAUGCUUGGAAAGAAGAAACCCGUGGCUAUGGCAUCGCCCAGGGCUCACACAGUUUACCCGAACUACGCUAACACAGGGUACCCUUCGUACCCUAUGUAUGGAUACGGAGACUACAGGGACUAUAGGUCUAACGCAACUACUUGGCAGACCUGGACAUGGAUUCUACUGGGUCUCAGUAUAAUCCUUGGUCUCAUGCUUAUUGGAAUGCUGAUGUGGAUGAUGUCAAAGAAGCGAAACUACGAACAACUCUACGGCACGCGGCAAAUGUGAACACCAAGUUUACCACUGUAUAGAUGUACACUUACUAAUUCUUCAUAUUCUUCAUAUCAAACAGUGUAUUAAACCAAUUAUAAUAAGUUUGUCUAUGGUCUAGAAUGAUAAUAAAAAAUUUAU
Messenger RNA from Cylicocyclus nassatus, 964 nucleotides. NCBI's taxonomy places the organism in Eukaryota, Metazoa, Nematoda, Chromadorea, Rhabditida, Strongylidae. The record is from the annotation of a GenBank genome assembly.